This is a messenger RNA of Nylanderia fulva, 5688 nucleotides long. It is a transcript of the gene Ack, whose product is annotated as activated Cdc42 kinase. Gene Ontology annotation, molecular function: protein tyrosine kinase activity; protein binding; ATP binding. Gene Ontology annotation, biological process: protein phosphorylation. The record is from RefSeq and is a predicted model, not a curated record. NCBI's taxonomy places the organism in Eukaryota, Metazoa, Arthropoda, Insecta, Hymenoptera, Formicidae.
UCGCUUUUUUUUUUUGUUUUCUUUUUCCUUCUUCCCCCACCUCCGAUCGCUCGUAUCUCGUCUCGUCGCGCGUGCAAAAUCGUCUCGGGAAGUCGCGGAAGCGGAACCGCGAGGACGGCUCGUCUCGCAAGCCCACGUAGCUUCGUUCGCGACGAAACGGCGGCCGUGCCGCGUACGCGGGAGACGGGAUUAAUUUUCCGGAGGGGGAACCGCGGCUGGCUUUUUUUAGGUUAGGACGCGGUCAUUUGGAGAAUGCAUCGCGUUGGAAAACCGUCGGGUGAAAGUGCGCGUCGUCGGGGAUUCCGAGCGAGCGAAGGCCGCUCUCGAGCGCCCUGAAUGAAGCGAGUGACGUUUCGGGAAAUCCGUCCCGAAUAGGAGGCCUUGUCGGAGGCGUCGGCGGUUUUUCUCCCUUCCCCGGUGACCCUCGACGUUGCCUGGACGGAGAAAGAUGAUAAGAGCGAGAUCCGCAGAGUAUUGGAUGUCUCAGUGAGCAAGGCAGCAGCGUAGUUAUCAUGGCAGAAGACGAGGGUACGGAGUGGCUUCAGGAGCUGUUGCACGAUGUGCAGCUCUCCCAGUUCUUCACGCGAAUACGAGACGACCUGCAGAUCACUCGGUUGCAUCACUUCGAUUACGUUCAGCCGGAGGAUCUGGAAAAGAUCGGUCUGGGGAAACCCGGUGUCAGGCGUUUGCUGGACGCGGUGAAGAAGAGACGAAGCGCCCAAUGGAAGAAGACCCUCAUCACGAAAAUUAAACCCGGCAGUAGCAGCAAGAGCAGCAAGCGAGCUUCUCAGCCCAUCGAGACCUCCUCAGCACUGACGUGUCUCAUACAGGACAAGGACGUGGUAUUGUCCGUGAAACUGGGCGAUGGUAGCUUUGGCGUGGUUAGAAGAGGGGAAUGGACCUCUCCCUCUGGACGAACUCUGCCUGUCGCCGUGAAAGUCCUGAAGGCGGACGCUCUUUCUCAGCCAAGUGUCAUAGAGGACUUUGUGUCCGAGGUUCAGGCGAUGCACACCUUGGAUCAUCAUAAUCUCAUUAGAUUGUACGGCGUGGUGUUGUCGCAGCCAAUGAUGAUGGUAACCGAGCUCGCACCCCUUGGCGCCCUGCUCGAUCACUUGCGGCAGCAGUGCGGCAGAAUCUCGAUUCUCACCCUCUGCAACUAUGCCCUGCAAGUCGCUACAGGAAUGGCAUACUUGGAGGCGAAGCGUUUUCUACAUCGCGACCUGGCGUGCAGAAACGUUCUGUUGAGCACGAUCGACAAAGUCAAGAUCGGCGAUUUUGGGCUGAUGAGAGCGCUUCCUCAGCAAGAGGAUUGCUACGUCAUGACCGAACACAAGAAAGUGCCUUUUCCUUGGUGCGCUCCCGAGUCUCUGAAGGCUCGACAAUUCAGCCACGCGUCGGAUGUCUGGAUGUUCGGGGUGACGCUCUGGGAGAUGCUGACAUUCGGCGAGGAACCCUGGCUGGGUCUGAACGGCUCCGAGAUACUACGGAAGAUCGAUCGCGAGGGCGAGAGGCUUCACGAGCCGGAAGCGACGCCUCCGUACAUGUACGAGUUGAUGCUCCGUUGCUGGGCGAGAGAACCUUCGGAGAGGCCAACGUUCGCCUCGCUGAAGGAAUCCCUGACCGGCAUGGUGCCAUCCGUAAUGAAGGCUCUAAGCGCCUUCGAGGAACCUGGCAAGAUGUCCAUCGAACCGGGAGACCAGAUCGCGAUCAUCGAUGGGCGUCCGGAGAACUACUGGUGGAAGGGUCAAAAUCAGCGGACCUUCCAAGUGGCACACUUUCCGCGCUGCCUGGUGGAUCCAAUGCGACGAAAACAACCGACGGACAUCAGCAAACCUUUGGAGAACUCGUUCAUUCAUACGGGACAUGGCGCGCCUUUCGGCAAGAGCUGGGGUAGCCCCGUCUACAUCGAUGACGUGUACCUGAGGAACCCGAUGGAUCCACCGGACGUGUUGGUUGCAGCCGCGACGGACAAUCCGACAAAGAAGAGAUUCUCUUGCGGCACACCGCGCACCAGAAAGCAGUUCAAUUACACGAAGCUGCGCAACGACGUGCGAUCGAGUCCGAUCAAGCUCUCGCAGCCGACCACGUCGACCUCGAGCGUCAACCAGGAGGGUAACUUGAUUGAUUUGUCCGCCGAGGAGUUGGCGAGCACCAGCGCGCAGGAGGAAGUCGCGUGCAGGCGAGUGGUCAACAUUUUAGACGAGCCCAUCGACGGUGAGAAGUUCUCCUGGCAGGACGAAGAAGGCAGGACGUACGCCAACUUUCCUGGGAACGUGGAUCCAGCGUAUUCCGAUCCCUUCGAUACUUCUGCGGUGUUCAUGAAGCCGCCACAUUCGCGAUAUUAUAGUCAUGUGCCUACCGAAGCCAAUCGCUAUCUGCAGACGCAGAUGUACGGAAAUGUGGACAAUCAAGAUGCGGGAGGCGAUCACGUUCAAGGCGCCGCGAACUUCGUUGCUGAUUCUGCUGAUGCAGAGGAAGCUCGCCAGUACUCGUUGAACCUGAAUAAAGAGUGUCGGCAGGACGCGGUGAAUCUGAACGUGAACACGAAUGCGGAAGGUGACGACGCGAAUCACUAUAGCGAGAUAGACAAGAUUAGUCCUUGCAGCUCGAACUGGUCUACCUGGCCGGAGGAUCUACGGAAUUCUUCCGCCGCGCAGACGUAUGCCAAUGUCACCGAUGGAGGAAACGUCGUAGCCGCUCCUAUUCCGCCACCUCCUCCCUCCAUCGGACCAAACACGAGUCCGUCCAAGCCAAAAUCCAACUGCGAGCUCGCACGGAGUAUGAACGAGUUAUCGCUAAAUUCCAACUCUAGUGCCAAUGUGACGAGAAAGCUGGAUCCUACCUUCUUGGCCGAGCUGGAGAAGCACUUGGGCGAGAAGGAGGCGACGAAGAACACGAAUUCUACCAACGGCGAAGAGAGCUCCCAGGAACGGGGAGGCGCGAAUUACUUGCGCUCGUCGCAGGACAAGUUACAACAGGGUACCGCGUCGACUCAGCAGCUCACGACGACGGUAGAAGACGCCCCUAGACCUUUGUCCGUUAUUCCAGCAUUGAAAUCUCCGCCACACAAGAAAUCAAAAUCCCCGGUGACAACGACGGAUCGUCCAGCGUCUUUCUCGUCGACGCCAUCUACUAGUAAAGUACAAAACUCUUGGCAGUCAAAAAGUACGAACAUUCAGAAACCGCGUUCCCAGGAUGAACAACGCUCAGAGUUGACCACCGACGACGUAUUGGAUAAAAUGUGGCGGAAGCAGGUUCAGGCGGACCAGCAAGAUCAAAACAUGCGCCUGGUCAAGUUGGCUACUGCAGGUCAGACGUUAACGCCAGUUUCUCAGGGAAGCGUUAAUCUGCUCCAUCAAGUCAUCCGCAACAUCAAUACCGGUGCGAACGAUCAAGGUCAACAUGGUCCCAGCAAUGUCGCCAAAGCCAUCUCCACACAGUCACAAGCUAGCUCGUCGAAUCAUAAUCAUUCUCCCUCAAGCAUGACGCAUAUCAAUCAGGGUAAUAUCAAUCUGCUUCACGGAACCACCAGCACCAUCGCUGGCAACACGAACGAGGCUCAACAUGGUCCCAGCAAUCUCGCCAAGACCACUUUUAAUCAAGCUCAAGCUUGUUCUUCAGCGAACCCUGAAAGUUAUCUUCAAAAUUCGUCGAACGUCGGCCAGGGUGUCUUCAAUUUGUUGCAGGUUGCCACUAACAGUGUCACGAACGAGCCUCAAUACGAUGUCGCGAACUCUUCUAAGUCCAGCUUGAAUCAGACGCAGACUUCGUCAUCCGGCAGCCAGAAUUACAACGCAUCGAGCGUUGCUCUUAGUUUGCUUCAGACUGCCAAUCGCGCUUCCGGUAACGAAUCCUCUCUGUACGGAUCUUGCAAUAUCUCCAAGGCCGCUUUCGCCAGUCAAGCGCAGACUUGUCCGACGACGAGUCAGAAUUACUUGCAGAAUCAGAGCGGCGCCGCUUUGCAUCAGACUCCUCCUCAGAAUGUGCCAAUGUCGUCUGGCGCGAGUAAUAGCCACAAGAUCGCUCACAUACAGAACGAUUUGCAGCAACUGCAACACUUGAAGCCCGCCACGCUUUUAUCCGAGCAAGUGUACGCCGAAUUAAAACAAACGGUACCUAAUCUGGAGCAGUUGUCUCAAAACGAAUUCAAUACUCUGUACAAUAAGACUGUUCAGCAGAAUAUAUUACGAAAUUACUACUCUAAUAACCUGAGCGGGGAGACGAGCCAAAAUUACGCUCAGGAAAUGACUAGCAAUCAGCAGCAACAAAAGACUAUGAUUGGCAGAAAUCAGCCUAUCCAGGGACACUCUUGCGACUUCAGUCCUUAUCUGAAGCAGCCGCCAGUUUACAAUCCGCCACCACCGCCGCCUCCUUCUUCGUCGACCUGGAGCCCGCAUAAAUCCGGUCAAAAUGGUUAUACGCCGAAUCAUUAUUCCACAACUACCAAGUGCAACUUGAGCGGACCCUCGAAUCUGCUGCAAACCGAGAGCUCCACGCCGGCGAGAAAUAUAUCCGGAUCGUCGACGGUGAACGACCUGGCCGCCGUCAAGGUGAACCUGCUGCAAGUCAAUCAACACCAAACCGGUACUAGUCCACCGCUCACCGGGGCCUCCCAGCAACUGGUGAUGUCGCUCAGCGAUGAGUUUCGAGCUAGCAGGAUCAUGAAGGUGCAGAAGGAGGCCGCGGACGCCUCGCAGCAGGAGGUGCUGGCCGCGCUGCAGGCGACCGGCUGGGACACGAAUCAGGCCGCCAAGCAGAUCGCGAGAGACAGGCAGGCGAAGGUCGAGAGUCUCGUGAGGUUGGGCUUGGCUAAUAAACAACAGUGCGAAAGCGCUCUGAAGCAGACUAAGUACGAUGUAGAAAUGGCAGCUUCGUUAUUGCUCGAUCAGACGAGAUGAGAUAACCACGGUCAAUGUUUCAAAACUUCCUGCGACAUAGCUGUAACUAUAAUUGUUUGUUUAUGAACAAAAGCGAUAGAAAAAGUUCGAAAAUCAGGAAACGAUGAAAGUGAUCUGAGAUUGCUUUGUGGAUUUCUUUGUCGAGCUUUUGCAUUCCGUUCUAUAGCACAAUUUAAUGUUAAAUGUGACUGAUGCUUGGACGGUGUAAAAAAACAGGUGUGCAUAAUCGAUAGGUGAUGUUGAUGCAGAUACUACUAGCAUGACAUUACUCUUAAGACGUAACGAAUAUAAAUCUGAAACUGUGAUAUGUUGUUGAUCUUUAUCUGGACUUACAAUCAGACUUGCAGUCUUGUUAAUGAAUUUUUGAGGCAGUUAUAAAAAAGCUGCACUUUAUUUAUAAUGAUAGUAUUGUCGAAAGAAAGUUGAGAUUAUAAAUAAUACUUAUUGUUAGUUUAUAUAUAUAAGAUAAAUUAUUAGCAAUUAGGCCAAUUAGUAUUUUAAACAUUUUUCAAAACCUGGUGCGAAUAGGGAGAAAAUUUAUCGAACAAAAUUGCAUAAGAUUAUUAUUAUAUUGUGAAACUUUAUUUGUACCGUAAAGCUUUUGUUUGACAAAUUUUUUUUCUAUUUGCAUAAUUGUGAAGAUAAUCAUCAUGUUAAUUAUUAUCGGUUUGUUCUAUUCGAAUAUCUGUUUGUACACGCAAAUUGUAUGUGUAUGUGUGAAAUAAUUAGUGGCAAAUCUACGUUUUUUUAGUUAUAGUUAAAAAUUAUUUCAGUUUUAUUAUAUAAAAAU